Molecule: messenger RNA, 1887 nt
Organism: Fopius arisanus
Lineage: Eukaryota; Metazoa; Arthropoda; Insecta; Hymenoptera; Braconidae
Product: cysteine-rich PDZ-binding protein
Exons: 2
Coding region: 272-574 (100 amino acids)
Biological process (GO): cytoplasmic microtubule organization
Cellular component (GO): dendrite
Molecular function (GO): microtubule binding; PDZ domain binding
Source: RefSeq, a predicted model, not a curated record
UCAUGGAAAUCAUCGCUUGCAGCUACAUAAGCAUGGGUACUUAUGCUCUAGUAAAAAUAUACAGACGCGUUAGUAUACACAUUUUUAAGUUGAUAAAAAAAAAUAUAAACAAAAUAUUCCACAUACAUUCGAAGACAUUAAUUUUUCCUGGUGAAUUCGCCUCGAGGGCCUGUACAUAUGUAUAUAAUCAGUGACUGAAUCUGUGAAGAACAAUACGAAGGAAUAACAACAACAACAACAAUAACACGUCGUAGAUUAAAGAUAAUACAGCAUGGUCUGCGAAAAAUGCGAGAAGAAAUUGGGGAAAGUGAUAACACCAGAUCCUUGGAAAUCAGGUGCUCGAAAUACAGUGGAGAGUGGUGGACGUAAAGUAGGAGAAAACAAAGCUUUAUCAGCAUCAAAAAAUCGUUUCAACCCUUACACAGCGAAAUUCGAAAUCUGCAAAAUAUGCAGGCAAAAAGUGCACCAGGUUGGUUCCCACUACUGCCAAUCGUGUGCCUACAAAAAAGCUAUCUGCGCCAUGUGUGGAAAAAAACUAAUGAACACUAAGAAUUACAAACAAUCUGCAACAUAGUACAAUUUAUUCAUCGCAAUUACUCCAUAACUAAAUGAAUAUUCAUUAAUUGUAAUGAACGAAAAUUUAUUUUCCUUUAUCAUAUAUAUUAUUGCUACGUACAAUGCAACAACUAAUCACUAGAUUAAGGAGUAAAAAUAAAAUUUACAAUAUCUUGUGAAAAACUAUUAUAUCAGAAAAUUUAUCUCCAUUGUCCAUUCAUAUUUUCUGCUCUUUCUGUUUUUAUAAAAUAAUUCACUAUACGAAUACGCAACUAGUCUCAUUAAUGUGCAAUUAGUCCAAUUUAUACAUUUUGAGUAUUAUGUACAUCUCUAUCGUUAAGACUCGGUUCUUUUAUUUAAAAAGAUACAAAGUUAUCUGAUCAUUAGAAUAUUUCCUCGGCACCAACAUUUCACAUACUUUUUAAAGAAAUAUACAGAUUACUGUCAAUUACAAUAACAAUUAUUUUCAUCGAUUGAGGGUCGGCUGCUAACUUAAUUAAAUAAGUCCCCAAUUAAUGGUCUAUUAAUCCUUAAUGCUUUCAUAUAAAAAAAGAAUUCAAUCCAACAAUUUAAAUAUUCAACAAUUUUUUACAGAAAAAAAAUAGUUUCUUAAUAUCAAAAAAGAAAAUGUUUUAUCGACUCAAAAAUUCAUUUUCGAGCAUCGAGACACUUUUAGUCUGUGUUGACAUAAUCAGCCGGAAGUGGAACAUAAAUCAACAGUUUUGCAACUUGUUUCUUAUUGUUUUAUGUUUUUAGAAUAUAUCUAAGUGUUUUGACUAUUUUCUUCGUUAUUUUUAUCUGAUUUCAAUCGUUCUUGCGACUCAGUGCAAUAACGCGACUGAAUUCCCCGGAAGAGUGCAAUUAAAUUCCCAACAAUUUCUUCAACAUCCUUAGAAAGCGAUUGCCAUUUCAAUACAUUUUGUCCCUCUUCCAAAUUCCUUCUAUGGCACACAGCUCUCUACUAAUACUUACAUUUACCAUAUCACGAUAUUUCGAUUUUUUCGGACUCAAGACAACAUAACGGCUCAAUAUCUCCUCUCCAUACAUAACAACAUUAGAAACUCAACAUUAAAAAAAAAUGUAAUCAAGACUGCAAUAGAUUCCUGUCUAUUUAAUCCCUCAAAUGAGAAAAUUCAACAUUAUCCCUCCAACAAAACAGUAAACAAUUGAAUUUUUAUCGAUUUCAUUUUUUCGCUCUAUCUCACGAUAGAAGCAAGAUACCGAAAUUUUUGUUCCUACAAUUUUUAAAGAGGAAGAUCACAGCUACAAAAAAGGUAUCAAUGAAAAUCUCGCUGUCCCCCUCUGAUUCCGAGAUAUCAGCGAAGAUAUGGG